AGAUUCCAACGAAACUCUUUUAUCGGACUGCUGCUCACAUAUGGCUGCGCAUUAUGGAGAAGCGAUUUGUGCUUACCUUUUCAGUACAACAGUAAACGAGAAAAGGAAAAAAAUAUAUAUUGGAUAGAGGGAUCGCAGCCAUCAUGGUCUUAUUACAACAAAGCCAUCUCCAGGCAACCGGACUGGCAGUCAAUUUACGGAGCUUCAACUUUCGUUCCUUAUGGAGAGGGGAUGCGGAACCCUCGAAUAUCGACAGUGUUGCUGAGAAUACUUCAACAGGUUACUUGUCUGGCUAUUUUCUUGCUGCUCUUAGGCAUGUCAGUGUUUGAGAUCAUCCAAUUCAUUGCCGUAAUUGUGAAAAUGAAAAAUAUCGGUGAAGUCAUUCCAAACAUAAUAUGGAUAACCUCUUUCCCACUUGCCAUGGGCGCCCAAGUUUUUUACACCUUCCACAGGCCAAAGCUUUUAAAAUUCUUUGAGAACUGGCAAGAUAUCCAUGCAAUGUAUCCGGAAAGCCAAGAUAACUGCACUGAAAGACAGACUCGCCCAAGGAUGUACUUCAUCUACUUAUUGACAGUCUGCACAUCUGUUGCAACAGUGAUGGUACUCAUCUUGGAUUUUCCUAUUCUACCGUUUCUACCGUCAACAUACGAGCCUUUAGCAGCCAUCCCCUUGCACACUAGCAAUCUGUAUCUCACCUGCGCUUUGUUUGGUGUUUCUCUAUUCUAUGCGUGGAACCUUUCUGCUGCAUCCGAUCUUGUACCGUCAAUGAUCUACUUUCAUCUCGCUCUGGCCUUGAAAAAGACAAGUGAAUUUCUUAAAGAACCACCAAAUUCCAUUGAAGCUCAGACGUUAGAACACAAUUGCAAGAAUCUAGAAGUAAGCGAAACCAACUUUAAUACCCGUACGUCUGUCGGCAAGAUAUCUCAUGAAGGAAAUCAGCAAAUGUGGCAAAAAGCAUGGCUGUAUUAUGAGGCUAUACGCAAACUGAUUAAUGAAAGCAACUCCCGAUUUGGUUCAAUGCUCCUUCUCAAUCACGGAGCCAUGUUCUUCGUAGCAAGUUCCAACGUUUUUAGCAUAUUGCGAUGGUAUCGAGGAAUGUCUUGGCUUUUGCUUCUCGUCAAUGGGAUGAACGCUGCCGCAACGAUUCUCCGCUUUAUCACCACGAUUCUCCUAUGCAGUCGGUUGUAUACUGCUGGCGAACAUCUUCAAUCCAACAUUUGCCGUUUUCUAGCCCAAACAUGGUUUCGUUUAAAACCAGACGAGAGGCAGUUUUUCACGGCUUUUUUGGUGCGUGUACAGGAUGAUGGAAUUGUAGCCUCUCCUCUUGGAUUGUACCCCAUCCGGCCAUCAAUGCUUUUGGCUUUGCUGUCUCUAAUGGUAACUUAUCUCAUCGUUUUACUACAGUCUUCUGAAGUCUCAACAUUCUCGGAAUAUGGAAAUUUCACGGGGCUUAUUACGGGAACCCGUUUUUAUACUCCACUACUUGGUUAAAGGUAAAGGGAAACUGGAAGAUUUCCUUGUUUCUGUUGUCUUUGGAUAAUUAUUUUGCUUGAAGUCGUUGUGAGCAACGCAAUGUUGAAUUUGUAUGGGAAAACUAUUGGGUUUUUGUCUAUAUCGAUUUCUCGUCGUAAAAAUCGAAACUUCAGAUCGUUACGCUUAACCCAAAGUAACUUCGUUCUGUAAAAAGAUUGUAUUCCACGUAAUAUAAUAGUUGAGUGGAUCGAAGCCUUAGACAGGUUUCAUCCGGUAUUCUUGAGACAAAUUGUAGCCACAAAUGAUGUUAUAACAUCCUUGUUGUUUUAGCAUUUUCCGAGGCCGCGCAAAGCAGUCUAGUCUUAUUCAUUAGAAAUUGUUGUUUACGUAGGCUAAAAUAUAUAUUCUUUUUAUUCACUCUAAAACUUACAUGCGAACGAAAUCUAUUAGUCUUUAUAAUGAAUGAGUAGAAAUUACCGUUGCUGAAUAAACGAUGUGAUCCAGCAA
This is a messenger RNA of Daphnia magna, 1980 nucleotides long. RefSeq lists its product as uncharacterized. Lineage: Eukaryota; Metazoa; Arthropoda; Branchiopoda; Diplostraca; Daphniidae. Gene Ontology annotation, biological process: sensory perception of taste. Gene Ontology annotation, cellular component: membrane. The transcript has 5 exons. The record is from RefSeq and is a predicted model, not a curated record. The coding region runs from base 232 to 1491 and encodes 419 amino acids.